UUAGGAUGAAUUAUCUGAUGGAUUAAUUAUUUAAUUAGCAAAGUGAGUAUGUCAUUAUCUUAUCUCUGUCCUUGUCUUCAAUUCUAACUACUCUUCCUCUUCUUCUUCUUCUUCAUAGCCACAACUUUCUGAAGCUCAACAAAAAGGAAGGGGAAAAAGGACUUACUUUUUUCUUCAGGCUCUGAUACCCAGAUAAAGCUCAAAGCAGCUUGUCAUCCACUUUAUCUCCAUAUUUGCUUCGUCAAGGGAUCAAAGUUACUCCAUGAGCAACCUCAAGCUAGGGGUAGAAGUGGUGAGUGCCCAUAAUCUAAUUCCUAAAGAUGGGAAAGACUUAUCCAGUGCCUUUGUGGAGAUUCACUUUGAUAACCAGAAGUUUCGCACGACUGUCAAAGAAAAGGAUCUUGACCCUGUUUGGAAUGAGACGUUCUACAUUAAUAUACCCGAUCCUAAUCGCUUGCCUAAACUCACACUCGAGGCUCUUGUUUUCAACAAUAAUAAGACUGGCCGGUCGAAAUCCUCUCUUGGGAAAGUUUGUAUAGCUGGAUCAUCUUUUGUUCCCUAUUCUGAUGCUGUUGUCUUGCAUUACCCUCUCGAGAAGGUGGGCGUUUUCUCCCGUGCUAGAGGAGAGCUUGGCUUGAAAGUCUUUAUCACAGAUGACCCCUCUCUUAGCACCUCGAACCCUUUUUCAAUGGAUUUUCCUUCACAUUCCAAUAAUACAGAGCCAUUCUCUAAUGGGAAAAAAGGGUCGAGACAUACUUUCCAUCACCUCCCGAACAGAAAGCACGAACAACAACAGGCUCAUUCUCCAUUUGUAGACUCUAGGAUGGGUCAGAUGUUAUCUGAACCUCACGAUCCAAAACUAGUCCGAGUGUAUUCGGGUUCAUCAUCACAGCCAGUUGAGCAUAUGCUUAAAGAGACCAGCCCUAUCCUUGGAGGGGGACAAGUUGUCGGGGGACGAGUUUUAAGGAGAGAUAGACGUGCCACGACUUAUGAUCUCGUAGAGCCUAUGGAAUUUCUUUUCGUACGAGUUGUGAAAGCCCGCGAUCUCCAUUCCAAAGAUUUUACGGGAAGUCUCGACCCUUAUGUGGAAGUAAGAGUGGGGAAUUACAAAGGAAUCACGAAACACUUUGAAAAAACAGAAAGUCCAGAAUGGCAUACGGUGUUUGCAUUCCCGAAAGAAAGGAUGCAGUCAUCUGUUUUAAACGUCGUGGUUAAGGAUAAGGACAUGGUGAAAGAUGACUUUGUGGGGAUUGUCCAUUUUGAUCUCCAUGAGAUCCCCACUCGAGUUCCCCCAGAUAGUCCAUUGGCCCCGGAAUGGUAUAGCCUCGAAAACAAGAAAGGGAAGAAGAAUAAGGGAGAAUUAAUGCUUGCCGUGUGGAUUGGCACACAAGCUGACGAGGCUUUCCCCGAUGCUUGGCAUACCGAUGAAGCUAGUCUAAUUGAUGUCUCAUCUCCAUCUACCCAUAUCCGCUCGAAAGUCUACCAUUCCCCGAGGCUAUGGUAUGUUCGAGUCAAUGUUAUUGAAGCACAGGACUUGGUUACAGACGAGAAAACUCGCCUCCCGGAUGUUUAUGUCAAGGCACAAAUUGGAAGCCAGAUUCUAAAGACAAGGCCCGUUAGAAGUCAGACCAUGAAUGCACAAUGGAACGAGGAUCUCAUGUUUGUUGCUGCUGAACCAUUUGAAGAACACCUUAUACUCUCUGUUGAAGACCGUGUGGCUUCCAACAAAGACGAGAGCCUCGGGCAGGCCAUUAUACCAUUGAACGAAGUUCAAAAGCGUGCUGAUAAUCGAUUGGUUCAAGCGGGAUGGUACACCCUCCAAAAAUCUGAUGUCGAGGAGCCUAAGAAAGUCAAAUUUGCUACUAGAAUUCAUCUUCGUAUUUCCCUUGACGGAGGGUACCACGUGUUUGAUGAAUCUACACACUAUAGUAGUGAUCUCCGUCCAACAAUAAAACAGCUCUGGAAACCGUCAAUUGGAAUCUUGGAAUUAGGCAUUUUAAAUGCUCACGGUCUCCAAUUGAUGAAAACGAGAGACGGAAGGGGCACGACGGAUACGUAUUGUGUGGCAAAGUAUGGUCACAAAUGGAUUCGUACGAGGACCAUCGUCGACAGUGUAAAUCCAAAGUACAACGAGCAGUACACUUGGGAGGUUUACGAUCCCGCUACUGUUCUUACAGUAGGCGUCUUCGAUAAUGGACAGCUAGGGGAGGAUGGCAAAAGAGACAUGAAAAUUGGUAAGGUCCGUAUUCGAAUCUCUACACUUGAAGCCAACCGGAUUUAUACCCAUUCUUAUCCAUUGUUAGUGCUUCACCCUUCGGGUGUGAAGAAAAUGGGCGAGCUACAUCUUGCUAUACGAUUUUCGUGCACCUCGACUGUUGAUAUGAUGUGUAUAUACUCGAGACCCCUUCUGCCCAAAAUGCAUUACGUGAAACCGUUGUCUAUGGCACAGCAAGAAAUGCUGCGCCAUCAAGCUGUCAACGUAGUGGCUGCUAGGCUUAGCCGGGCAGAGCCUCCUUUAAGAAAGGAAGUGGUCGAGUACAUGAGCGAUGCGAAUUCGCAUCUUUGGAGUAUGAGGCGGAGCAAGGCGAACUUUUUCAGACUCAUGUCGGUCUUCAAUGGGUUGUUUUCUGCAGCGAAAUGGUUCGGGGAUGUGUGCAUUUGGAAGAACCCCGUGACAACGGGACUGGUUCACAUUCUCUUCACUUUGCUCGUUUGUUUCCCGGAACUCAUUCUCCCAACUGGAUUUCUCUACAUGUUCCUAGUAGGCCUUUGGAAUUACCGGUACCGAGCUCAGUACCCUCCUCACAUGAACACGAGAAUAUCCUUUGCUGAUUCAGCACAACCCGACGAGCUCGACGAGGAAUUCGACACGUUUCCCACGUCGAGGAGCCCGGACCUGGUAAGAGUGCGGUACGAUCGCCUGCGAAGUGUGGCUGGUCGGAUUCAGACAGCGGUGGGUGAUGUAGCGACGCAAGGAGAGCGGGUUCAGGCGCUCCUGAGCUGGCGGGAUCCCCGUGCCACAGUCAUUUUCAUUGUAUUCUGCCUUGCUGCUGCCAUCGUGUUGUACGUGACGCCUUUCCAGUUGUUCGCUAUCAUGGCGGGGUUUUUCGUGAUGCGGCAUCCCAUGUUUCGACAUAAGUUGCCUCCUGCACCUCUCAACUUCUUCCGCAGAUUGCCAGCAAAGACUGAUAGUAUGUUGUAGGUCAUUAAGGUUUGGUCUUCCUGAAUCCUGGUACUUGAAGGAAUCUGGUCUUGCUUUUAUCACUUGUGUUUAGAUUCUGUUAGAUUUUCUGGUGCUGUCAAGAAGUGUGUAAACAAUGUAGUAGAAGGAGAGAGCUAGCUUGUAAUAAAUAGAGAGAAUGGUUUGUAUUAUUAUGCAUGCAAUAUCCUGCCCAAGAACUCCAACUGUGAGUUGAGUUGCUGGUUUGUCAAAAUUGCAUUCCCUCAUUUUGCGA
Molecule: messenger RNA, 3455 nt
Organism: Ipomoea nil (Japanese morning glory)
Lineage: Eukaryota; Viridiplantae; Streptophyta; Magnoliopsida; Solanales; Convolvulaceae
Product: FT-interacting protein 1-like
Exons: 2
Coding region: 263-3202 (979 amino acids)
Source: RefSeq, a predicted model, not a curated record